AUAAAAAGAGAGAAAUAAAGACAAUAGGGGAGAAUGAAAGGACGGAAGUAUUGGCUUGCACAUACAGAGGUGGUCGAUGACAACGUCGCAUAGCAUUGGUACUCAUAUUUUUCAUACUAUGAAGCAUGCGCCUUGUGGAAACAUUGUAGGGGAGUACAUUCGUAUGUUUGCAUCUCUGUUAGUAUAGCCUGAGUAGUACAAGCGUAGGGGCUCGCGACAAAUUGACUAUUUAAACUCUUUUCACCCAUUGUCGGGACAACUAUGUCAGGCGGUGAGGGGUUGACUGCAACCGCAGAUCCAAUCAAUCGCAUUUCAACUGAAUACAGUUCAACAGCAGAGGCUUCCAAAAGUGAUGAAUGUAUACGCGAAAAUAUUGAAGAAAUAUCAACUACACUAACUAAUGAUGGAUUGAGAAGAAGGAAGGUCAUUUAUGCAGCCAAAGAAACCCUGGAUAAGGCAUCUCGCCUAUUAAGGAGGAAAAUACCAUGUACUGGACAUUUAAUGACCCCCCGCCGCCUAUGGAUUCAAAAAGUUCCAACACAAGAAUGCGAUGUUGUAAUGACGUUUCCGAGUGGAAGCAAUGAAGAAACUUUAAUGUGGCUUUUAGGACGCCUUCGAGCGGGAAGCCCUGGACUUGUAGUACACGUACGUCAUCAUGCUUCAUCUGAUAGUUACGGAUUUUAUUUAACAGCACCUUUUUCUGUACUGUUAAAAGUUGCCGAAGAGGUUCAUUUACCAAAACGAUUGCGUCAGGAAUAUGGCGGUAGCCUUAAGGAAUUUCUCGGCGCAGAAGCAACGUAUUUCGAAGGCAAUGGUGAUGAAACACAUUUUUUUACAACCCAAGAACGCCAAUCUUUGGUUCUCCAUCUUCUUCAUACGUUGAGAGCAGGUCCAUAUGAUCUUAACAGUUUGGUAGGUGUUAAAUUUGUUGAAGGUCAGGCUAUCAUUCCAAAAUGCCUUUCUUCAGGAUUUAUUUUACAGGUUUUCCCACUUCAUGAAUUACCUGCACUGGAAAAGUUGCAGCAAUCUUGGGUUCGAGCAUUUUUUAGUCCACAGCCACUAGAUGAUAUUUCCAGGUAUUUUGGAGUGAAGAUUACAAUGUACUUUGCAUGGCUCGGACACUACACUACCGCACUUAUUGUUCCAGCUGCAGUAGGUGUCAUAUACUGGGUGGGCAUCAUUGGAAGGAAUCAAGCGAUGGAAGAUGUAGCUUACGUGUUAUUCUCAGUAUUUAAUGUGAUAUGGGCUACUAUUUAUCUAGAAACAUGGAAACGAAGAGGUGCUGAACUUGCAUAUAGAUGGGGAACUUUUGAUCAAAGAGACGAUUUAUUAGUGGAACCAAGACCACUUUUUACGGGAACCUUAGAAAUUUCGUCGGUUACAGGAAGACUUGAACCAAUUUAUCCAAAAUGGAAAAGAAAUAUGUUUCGCUACUUCGUUAGUGUACCGAUAGUUUCUAUUUGUUUAUUUUUUGUUUUCAUAGUAAUGAUUCUGAGCUUUCAAAUUCAGGAUUGGUGGGAUGCAAGACUACAAGUUGCUGAAUAUGGAUUUUGGUUAAGUUACGUACCAAAGGUGCUUCUAGCCAUUGUUAUUGCCAUAAUGGAUGAAGCUUAUUUUAAAAUAGCUGUAUGGCUGAAUGAUUUAGAAAAUUAUCGUCUAGACACCGAGUACGAAAAUCAUCUGAUUUACAAAGUAGCAUUGUUUCAGUUCGUCAACUCUUUCCUAUCAUUAUUUUAUAUUGCAUUUUAUAUUCAAGAUCAAGAACGUCUUAAAGAGCAAUUAGCAGCUUUGCUACUUGCACGACAAGUAAUUAGCAAUCUUAAAGAAUCGGCAGUACCUUAUGUAAUUGAGCAACUUCGAUUAGCUCGCUUAAGCUUUGAGUUAUUUGGAGCUCUCAGUCCGAGCGAAGCUCGAUUUCUUCCUGAAGAAUCUACGAAUGAAGAGUCAGAGAAAACACCUAGUGUAAUAACUGAGGAUGACAAGGAGUUGAAAGGAAGACAGCCUAGAAAUGUUAGCCAAGCAGAAUUAGAAAGCUCGCUUUAUAGAGUAGGACAUCCAACUAAUUAUCUACUUAGCAAAGUUUUUUUUAAGGUACCACCGAAGAAGUAUGACGGUGCAUUCUCGGAACAUUUAGAAAUGUUAUCUCAACUUGGUUACGUAUGCCUUUUCUCAUCUGCAUUUCCAUUAGCUGCAUUUGCAGCUCUACUAGGAAAUCUUCUGGAAUUACGAGGAGAUGCUUUUAAAUUGUGUUUUGUCUUGCAGCGACCUUUUGGUCGACGUGUAUCAAAUAUUGGAACUUGGCAGAAUGCAAUGGAAGCAAUGGGAUUAGUUGCAAUAUUAGUCAAUUGUGCUCUAAUUGGUCUAAGUGGACAAGUACAACGAAUGUUUCCUGAAAUGUCAGCAACUCAAACUAUAUUAUUAAUAGUAGCAUUAGAGCACAUAAUGCUGGCUAUACGUUUCAUCAUUAAUUGUGUGAUACCUGAUAUACCAAGUUGGGUGGCUACAGAAAUGGCUAAGGUCGAAUUUUUACGUAGAGAAGCUGUCAGAAGAUUAUCAUCAACAUCGUCUCCAUCGGAACAUCAACCAACAACUGUAAUAGGAAGAUUCGUGGUGAGUCCAGCAGACACAGCUUCCGAUGUGGAAGAGGAGUUCAAACAAAGACAACAGCAUACCAUUGAGGAAUUGGCAAGUGCUCGAACAAGUUUCCGUGGAUGCAGCCAACAAAAUAUACAUACGCUGUUAUCUUCAAGUGCAGAAACACCCAGUAGACUAGAAACACCGAGUAGUACAGCCGUAUGUCAUGGUUCGAUAAUAAUACCAAGGAUCGCUGAAACGCCAACGAUACCGCCUGAAACUCCUGGUAGUACAGGAAGUGGAAGUGAUAGCAGCAGUGCAUUUUUGGCAGAUUGUAUUGUAGGAAGCUCAAAAAAUUUUAACCCAGUAUCCAGAGAAAGUAUUCCUGGAGAGGAAAAAGGACGAAGAUCGAGAGAAUGGAUAACAUGUGCACAAGAAUCAUUAGGUUGCGGAGAUUACAGUCAUCAUUUAACAAUUGGUCCUCAUGGUGGCAUUGAUUGGGUUCGACGUUUGGGUUUAGAAAGCGGAGGACGAAAAUCAAGUGAUUCUGAAAUUAGUGACUUUGGAGGUAAUAGUGCAGAUGAAAUGAUUAUACAUAGGUCAACUGAUUGUAUUACCACUAAGGAUUUAAUAGCAUCUUUAGAUAGUAAUCUUCUUCGAACAAUUCCUCCUUUGUCACCUUCAACUAAAAAUCAAAAGGUUCAUAUUUCUCCAGAAAAAGAGAAAGCGCGUGAAAAGAUCGACAAACACCAAUAUCAUCAACAGUUACAACAGAUGCAACAGUAUCAAUUACAUCGUGAUUCUGUACAAGAACAUCGUGAUCGUCAAUUAGAUCUAUAUGAAAAAGAAAAGGAACGUAAUGUUAUUUCUGAUUCAAGUAAAACAAUAUCUAGUCAAGAAGAUGAAAAGUCUUUGAAGGAGGAACGAGAGGCGAAAAAGUCUAGAGUAAAGCAAAGUCUGAUGAAAAGAGCUCGAUCUGUUGCAAUAUUUUCGCUUAAAUUAAAGGAACGAAGAGCUCGAGAAGCCGAAGUGAAAGCAAAAGAAGCCGAAAGGGAAGCCCGAUGGCAGCAACCACAGUCUUGUGUGGGUGGUGAACUUUCUUGUAUCCCUAUAGAAAAGCUUAUAUCAGUAGACGAUAUUGCAGCAAUGGAAGUACGCAGAAUAAACUAGUUUUAAACGUUUAUAUUAUUUUAUAUCAUCGUUUAUAAUAUUGAU
This is a messenger RNA of Ceratosolen solmsi marchali, 3789 nucleotides long. RefSeq names its product anoctamin 8 white walker (gene wwk). The transcript has 18 exons. Gene Ontology annotation, cellular component: plasma membrane. Bases 262 to 3744 code for a protein of 1160 amino acids. NCBI's taxonomy places the organism in Eukaryota, Metazoa, Arthropoda, Insecta, Hymenoptera, Agaonidae. Gene Ontology annotation, molecular function: chloride channel activity. The record is from RefSeq and is a predicted model, not a curated record. Gene Ontology annotation, biological process: chloride transmembrane transport.